UAGGAAAAAUUUGAUGAGUACAACGACAAUUUUGGGGGAAACAUUAAGUGCAUUACAACUAACUGUCUGGAUGUCUGGGUUCUGCAGAAUGUUUAUGAUCAUUUCAAAGUGCAACAUAAACACAGAUUUGAAGGAGAAACCAGAUAACAAGAAGACUUCAAAAUGGUGGCAGAGGUGGAAAUCCAGGCCGAAGUCGUGGAGCAGUACCAGCGUGACGGUGCCGUUCUGGUGAAGAGUGUGUUCUCUCCGUCUUGGGUGAACAAGGUUCGGGACGGAAUCAUGAAAAAUCUAGAGAAACCCUCGCAAUACUCAGAGCGUCUUGUUGCAAAGGAAGGUGAGGGCACAUACUUUGACGAUUACUGCAAUUGGUCAUGGAUAGAAGAGUUUCGUGAUUAUGUAUUCAACUCUCCUGCCUCCUACCUGGCUGCCACUUUCAUGAAAUCAUCAGAAGUAUCGUUCUACCAUGAACACGUACUCAAUAAGGAACCUGGUACGUCAAAACGAACACCCUGGCACCAUGAUCAGGCGUAUUACCCUAUUGAUGGCGAAAAGGUAUGCUCGCUUUGGAUGCCGGUGGACCCCGUGCCGAGGCAAACCUGCGUGCAAUUCGUAGCAGGUUCUCAUUUGUGGCCAUCUUGGUUCUAUCCCCGAAAGUUCGCUUCAGAAAUGAAUUAUAUAAUAAAGGAAGAGAGAGGAGAGAAGGAUGAAGACCAAAAAUGCUUCGUUGACAUCCCCAUCCAGGAUAUAGAGGCCGGGAAGUGGCCUUUAUUGCAAUGGGAAUGUGAGCCAGGCGAUGUGAUUAUAUUCCACAUGAAGACGGUCCAUGGGGCUCCGGGCAAUACUUCCUCCAAUACUCACCGACGUGUCCUUUCUACUCGCUGGCUCGGUGAUGACGCCGUGCUGGCAACCCGACCAUGGGAGGUAUCGCCACCAAUUACCGGAGGCCUCAAACCUGGUCAGCGCGCCGUUUGUGACACAUUCCCAAUUGUAUACAGCAGUGAAUAAUAAUAAUGAUACUGUAAAUAAUAACCAAGAUAACUAUAAUUAUAACAACAACAUCGACAGCAACAAUGGUAAUAAUGAUGAUAGUGAUAAUAAUAAUAAUAAUAAAAAUGAUCUUAAAGAUUAUGACAAUAAUUGCUUCAAUAAUGAUGACAAAAAUGUCAGGUACAAUCAUAAUUAUUAUUACUGAUUAUUAAACUUAUCGUUGUUUUAAUAAUUUCAUUAUUAUUAGUAACAUUAUUAUUAUUAUUAUUAUUAUUAUUAUUACUAUUAUUAUUAUUAUUAUUAUUAUUAUUAUUAUUAUUAUUAUUAUUGUUACUAUUAUUAUUAUUAUUAUUAUUAUUAUUAUUAUUAUUAUUAUUAUUAUUACUAUUAGUAUUAUUAUCAUUAUUGUUAUAAUUUGUUAUCAUUAUUAUUAUUAUUAUUAUUAUUAUUAUUAUUAUUAUUAUUAUUAUUAUUAUUAUAAUUAUUAUUAUUAUUACUAUUAUUACUAUUAUCAUUAUUAUUAAUAUUAUUAUUAUUAUUGUUAUUAUUAUUAUUAUUAUUAUUAUUACUAUUAUUAUUAUUAUUAUUGUUAUUAUUAUUAUUAUUAUUAUUAUUAUUAUUAUUAUUAUUAUUAUUAUUAUUAUUAUUAUUAUCAUUAUUAUUAUUAUUAUUAUUAUUAUUAUUACUAUUAGCAUUAUUAUUAUUGUAACUAUUAUUGUUAUUAUUAUUAUUAUUAUUAUUAUUAUUAUUGUUAUUAUUAUUAUUAUUAUUGAUAAAGUUAUCAUUAUUCUUUUAUUAUUAUUAUUAUUAUUAUUAUUAUUAUUGUUAUUAUUAUUAUUUUUAUUUUUAUUAUUAUUAUCAUUAUUAUUAUUAUUAUUAUUAUUAUUAUUAUUGUCAUUAUCAUCAUUAUUGUUAUUGUUAUCAUAAUUAUUUUCAUUAUCAUUAUUAUUGUUAUCACCAUCAUCAUUCUUAUUCUAAUUUUUUUUCUUAUUAUUCUUUUUCUUAUUCUUAUUAUUAUCGUCAUCAUCAUUACCAUUAUACUUAUUAUCAUUAUUAUUACUAUUGUCCCCAUGAUUGUUAUUAUUAAAUCGUUAAUUCUAUUAUUGCUAUUGCUGUUAAUGUUAAUCAUUACUAUUGUUCGGUCAUUAUUACUAUUACUAUUAUCGAAGGUCAUAUUAUCAUCAGUAUUUUUUUCAUGAUCAUUAUUGUUUUUAUUGUAAUUGACAUUAUUGUUCUUUUUAUUAUUAGUAGUAGCAUUAGCAUUAACAGUAGUAGAACCAAUGCUGUUACCAUGAUUGUUAUGAUUGUCAUUAUUAUUAGUUAUUAUUGAUGCAUUGUUAUUGUUAUUGUUAUUAUUAGAAUUGCCAUCAUGAUAAUUAUUAUCAUCAAUACUACUACGGCUAUUACUACUUCUGCAAUUACAGUAAUUACUUCUACUACUACUACUGCUACUACUACUAUUACUAAAACUGCCGGUAUUUUUGCUUUAUUCUUAUUUUUUUGUGUUUAUAAUAGUAUGCAAUGUUGUAUAAGAGUAACUCUUUCACUUCACUUUCAAUUAAAUAUAAGAAUUAUUGUAGGUUAUGUCGAUUUGAAAUAUGGACACAAAAAGUCUCUUUUGCCCUGAAACUGCAUUUUUUAAAUUAAUUAAAAAAUAUGAUUAUUUACAUUUCUCUGUCAUUUGCCUUGCAUGUAAUCGACCCCCGUAUUCAAAUAAGGGAAACUUGUUAGCAGCUCAUAAGACUAAUAAAGAUACGACAUGAA
Messenger RNA from Penaeus indicus, 2751 nucleotides. RefSeq lists its product as uncharacterized. The coding region runs from base 163 to 1005 and encodes 280 amino acids. The transcript has 6 exons. Lineage: Eukaryota; Metazoa; Arthropoda; Malacostraca; Decapoda; Penaeidae. The record is from RefSeq and is a predicted model, not a curated record.